Leptonychotes weddellii (Weddell seal) is the source of this 2505-nucleotide messenger RNA. NCBI's taxonomy places the organism in Eukaryota, Metazoa, Chordata, Mammalia, Carnivora, Phocidae. The record is from RefSeq and is a predicted model, not a curated record.
AACUCCUGGUACAACAUUGAAUAGAAGUGUCCAGAACAAACAUUUUUAUGUUGUUCCUGAUCUUAGAGGGUGAAGCUUUCAGUCUUUCAUUAGUGUGAAUUUCAGCCUGGACCAGUGCAGCCCCAAUGGCACAGACCCCUACAAGCCCAAGUGCCCCGAGAGCGACGCCAUCCGGCACGAGCCUGCCUUCCCCGAGUGGCUGACCGUCAUCCUGCUCUGCCUUUACCUGCUUUUCACCAACAUCCUGCUGCUGAACCUCCUCAUUGCCAUGUUCAACUACACGUUCCAGCAGGUCCAGGAGCACACGGACCAGAUCUGGAAGUUCCAGCGCCACGACCUAAUAGAGGAGUACCACAGCAGGCCCCCCGCGCCGCCCCCCUUCAUCCUGCUCAGCCACCUGCACCUGUUCAUCAGGAGGGUCGUCCUGAAGAUCCCCGCCAAGAGGCACAAGCAGCUCAAGAGCAAGCUGGAGAAGAACGAGGAGGCCGCCCUUCUGUCCUGGGAGAUCUACCUGAAGGAGAACUACCUGCAGAACCAGCAGUACCAGCGGAAGCAGAGGCCCGAGCAGCAGAUACAAGACAUCGGCGAUAAGGUCAACACCGCGGUGGACCUGCUGGAGAUGGAAAGUCUGAAGCGGUCAGGCUCCACGGAGCAGAGACUGUCCUCCCUGGAGGAGCAGGUGGCCCAGAUGUCCAGAGCAUUGCACUGGAUCAUGAAGGCGCUGAGGGAUGGUGGCUUUGGCUCAGAGGAGGGCCUCCCCACCCUGGCACCCCAGAAGACCUCAGAGGAGCAGGACCAUGAGCUGGACGGCAGGCAGAAGGCAGAAGACGUGGGCGACACCCACCACGUGAACGCCCGGCACCUCCUCUACCCCAACUCCCACGUCACGCGUUUCCCCGUGCCCAACGAGAAGGUGCCCUGGGAGACGGAGUUUCUCAUCUAUGACCCACCCUUUUACACGGACGACAGGAAGGACAAGGGCUUGGUGGACCCCGUGGGAAACGCCCUGGAAGCCUUGGCCAGCAUCAGCUACAACGCCGUGGACGGGCCCAUAGACCGGCGGAGCUUCCAUGGGCUCUACGCGGUUCAGGACGGGCUCCCUCUGAACCCCAUGGGCCGCACAGGACUGCGCGGGCGGGGAAGCCUUGGUUGUUUGGGACCCAACCACACACUGCAGCCUGUGAUCACCCGGUGGAGGCGGAACCAGGAUGGCGCCAUCUGCAGGAAGAGCAUAAAGAAAAUGCUGGAGGUGCUGGUCGUGAAGCAUCCGCUCUCGGAAGCCUGGGCCCUGCCAGGGGGCUCCCGCGACCCAGGAGAGAUACUGCCCCGGAAGCUGAAGCAGGUCCUCCGCAGAGAGUUCUGGUAUUCUUUCCAGAACUUGCUGACGCAGGGCACUGAGGUGUACAAGGGGUACGUGGACGACCCAAGGAACACGGACAACGCCUGGAUUGAGACGGUGGCCAUCAGCAUCCACUUCCCAGACCAGAGCGACAUGGACCUGAAGAGGCUGAACUCUCACCUGCACUCCUGUGACCCCGGGAUGUCCGCCCAGUGGCAGGUCGUGGACAAGCGCAUCCCGCUGUAUGCCCACCACAAGACCAUCCUCCAGAAGGUGGCCACUCUGUUUGGGGCUUUCUACUGACCCGUGGACUCGGCCGGGCCCUGUUGCCAGGGGCAGGUGAGGCCAGCCCGCCCGCGGUCCCCGUGGAGGCUUGGGCUGCCCUGCACACAGGCUGACACCAGCUGCCCGAGCCACAUGCCGCCCUGGACCUCGGGCGGCCAGAGGCUGCUGCUGGGGCACCGCGUGGUGUGUUGUGGGCAUCUGCCACCUCUCAUAGCCACCUCGAGUCGCCGACCAGAUGAGCCUGUGAAUUGGAGGGCAUCAGGGCGCCCCAAGGGGAGAGCCAAGGCAGGGGACAUCUGGCUCUGGUCACUUGGCCAUUCCUCAGGGUUGACGUGGCCCCUGGGACCCUGCCAGCCAUCCUUGCCCCUGCAGCCUCGGCCCUCAGCCAGAUUCCCUCCUGGUCCCAUCGUGAGCAGCUCGUCCACGACCAGACGUGCAUUGGCCCAAGGCCGGUGUUUCCUGGACAGUCGGGGCUCCCCCGUGGCCUUCUCCUCGGGCCCACAUCCCGGAGACGGUGUUCACUGUGACCUUACUCGAACCCUCACCUGCUCUGGGGUGGGGCACCAGGCCCCUCAGUUCACUGCCCCGGGCGGUCAAGGCUGAGCCCGUGCACCAGGGGGUGGGGGCCGCUCAAGCACACGCCUUCUCUGGAGACCCAAGGGUAUCUGCCUAUGGGCUACCCUGGGGCCUCGGGGGGCUCUGCAGGCAUGGCACUCCCUCCCUCCUCCCUGUGAGUGCAGGGAGGGGCAGGCGGUGGGCACAGAUGGCGGGGCGACACCCUGCUCCUUGUCAGUGGCUCACAGACCAUCAGCAUAAACCACCAGGAAUCGUCAGGCCUGGGAAUAUUGUAAAACCCAACAUUAAAUGUGCUGCCCAAACCA